AGUUUGAGCAACUGCGUCGUUGCCGUUUACGUAACAGAGGGAGGCGAAGCUGACGGUGUUUUUCUUCUUCAACAUUCGCAGUUUCCUCGAGAGAACGAAGAUGUGGAAGAUUGUUCUCCUUUUUCUCGCGCCCCUGUUCGCCGCUGGGUUAGGUGGCAUGACUGGUGGCAAACAAGACAUAGAUGUUAAUGAUCAAGGUGUUCAGAACGCUCUGAACUUCGCAGUUGUCGAGCACAACAAAGCCUCCAACGACCUUUUCUACGUCAAGAAUAUGGAGGUACUCAAGGCUCAGUCUCAGGUAGUUGCGGGUGUGAAAUACUACAUAAAGGUGAAAAUGGCAACGACCACCUGCAAGAAGGGCAGCUUAUAUAAAGGUUGUCCCGUCCACACAGACCCAGCGAUAGCCAAGAAUUACAUCUGCGACUUUGAGGUGUGGAGCCGCCCGUGGCUACCAGAUAUCCAGGUGAUGAAAAGCAGCUGCUCGUAAAAGAACUACGUGGGACCGGCAUUGUUUGCAGAAUAACCGUCACUCCGAGUGAAAUGUACUUUUCUUUACAUUAACCUCUAAAGUAUUAACAUCCUUAAAUCUUACCUUCAUUACGUCACUUUAGGCUAAUAUGUUUCAAACUUUACUACAGAGGUCUACAGUUUUUAAUAGUUCCACACAAAAAUAACAAGCAACUUGGUUGUCAAAUAACACAUCAGCCUAGUUUUAAAAUACUGUAGUUUUAACUUUGUUGAGUGGUCCUGUGAUUAAUAUGUUUGUUUCCCAUUUGCUUUCCCAACAUCUUUAUUCUUGUUUGAUUUGACGAAAUUACUGUCUUACAUUAAUCAAAGAUGCAAUAUGUUUAGAUUGGUAAAACAUUUAGUCAUUAUUAUCACCCGACACCUAAUUUAUCUUUAUUUUCCACUUUUAACUUCAAUAAUAACUCUCCAAGUCAUUAUUUGUGUUUUGUUCCAUCAUUGAAUUGUUAAAGUUCAAUAUACUGUAGGUUUUUAUGCAAAAUAAAGGUUGUAACUUUUAACAAACUGUACGUUCAUCACUAUUAAUAAAGACAUUAAUUACCU
Messenger RNA from Nematolebias whitei (Rio pearlfish), 1068 nucleotides. RefSeq names its product cystatin C (amyloid angiopathy and cerebral hemorrhage) (gene cst3). Bases 101 to 487 code for a protein of 128 amino acids. The record is from RefSeq and is a predicted model, not a curated record. Gene Ontology annotation, molecular function: cysteine-type endopeptidase inhibitor activity. Lineage: Eukaryota; Metazoa; Chordata; Actinopteri; Cyprinodontiformes; Rivulidae. The transcript is spliced from 3 exons.